AACGGGGCGGGGCUUUGAACGGGGCGUGGCUUUAAGCGGGGCGUGGCGGCUUCAACGGGGCAGUGCCCGCCCGAGUGCGCAUGCCCGGCUCCGCCCCAGUGCGGGCGGGCGCGGGAAGCGGCGGCGAGAGCGGCGUGGGGCUGAGUGAGUGACGCGGGCGGGCACGGCUGGGGCUCUUCCCGCCGCUGUUCCCGGGGUUCUCCCGCUGGCAGCCGCCUUCCCCGAGGGUUCUGUCCCCUUGCAGGGCCCGCUGCUCGGUGGCUGGGGGAGGAUACGGCCGCAGGUCGGUGCGUGGCCCGGUGUGACGGCACCGGCGGGAGGCUGUGUCCAGUUCGGGGCUCCUCGGUGCGGGAAGACAAGGAGAGGGUCCGGCGGAGGGAGCAGAGGGCCACACUACCAGUAUUUGCUUUUCCUGCUGGAUUCAUCAUGAUAACUCCAGCUUUUGAACUGACCCAGGAUCCAGAUUUUCUUACAGUAAAAAUCAGAGUGCCUUAUGCCAAAGCUUCAGAGUUUGACAUUUAUUUUGAAGGGGAUGAUUUCAAAUUUUAUGCUAAGCCAUACUUUCUCAGAUUGACACUUCCUGGAAGAAUUGUAGAGGAUGGCAGAGAAAAAGCAUCUUAUAAUACAGAUGAAGGUACUUUCACAAUUCAGUUGCCCAAGGAGGUUCCUGGCCAAUAUUUUGAGGGGCUGGACAUGCUGACAUCUCUUUUAGCACCAAAGAAAUCAAGAUCAGCAAAACCUUUGGUGGAAGAGAUGGACACAGCUGCUUCUGCUGAGCUGUCUGAAGAGAAUGAAGAGGAAUUUGACUGGGAAAUGGAACAGAUUCCUUAUGAGGAAUGCACUGCACCACUGCAGCACCCCUAUGGAUUUGGGAAUUUGCGCUCAGGGGUGUUCCAGAGGCUGCAGGAUGAGCUCAGUGACGUUAUUGACAUUAAGGAUCCAGACCAAACCCCUGCAGAGGAACGGAGGAGGAAACGUUUGGCAGCUGAGGCUGCCAAGUUUGAGCCUGAUCAUUACCUAGCUGAUUUUUUUGAAGAUGAAGCUAUUAAGCAUCUUUUAAAGUACAAACCCUGGUGGAUUGAUGCUCAUAAAAAGAUGACAGCCUUGCAGGGAGAAAGUCAUCAGGAGCAUGACAGUCCUGCAUUUGUUGUCUUCUCUGAGGAGGAGAGGGAGCAGAUGAGAAAGUUCACAAAUAAAUCUUACCUCCUGGAUAAAAGGAGCCGACACCACGUAUAUCUUGGAUUAAUUGAUAUUCUUCUGGCAUAUUGCUACGAGAUCCGUGUCAAUGAAGGGGAAAAGAAUGUUGAAUCAUCUUGGAAUAUCAGGAAACUGAGUGCAACAUUGUGCUGGCUGGAGAGUUUCUCCAGCAUCCACGAUGUCCUGGUGUCUUUUGGAAGAAGAGUGCUGUGCUAUCCCCUGUACAGGCACUUUGAGCUGGUGACACGUGCCUGCAGUGACACAGUCAUGAUUCUGCAGCUGGGGAAAGCUGCAGUUUUGAAGUGUCUGCUAAACAUUCACAAGAUUUUUAUGGAGAGUGACCCUGCCUACAUCCUUAAUGAUCUCUUCAUUACAGACUAUUGCAUCUGGAUCCAGAAAGUCAACAUUCUCUGAAAGCCCACAAAAGGUGUGAGUUGGAACAGGCAUGACUAAUGACACACAAAAAAUGUCAUUGUUUUAUUUGUUGAUACAGCAAUGCAGACUCCUAAACCAGUGGCUAAAACAAUCUUUGUGUUUCACAAGAGACUGUGGAGGAUAAAAUAUCUGCAGUGCACACAACACUGAAGGGGAUACAGAGGGAAUUUGGUAAUAAUUGUGAUCAGAAGGGGGAACGAGACAGAAUUAGCCUGCACGGGCUGUUAUGUUUAGUUGUGACCUUAGCAGCACUUCUUGGAGAAUUAAAGACCCUCAGUUCAUAGCUGUUCAUGAUGGUUUGUAGAUGUUGAUUCUUAUUCUCUGUGUGCAUUCAGUGACUGUUCCUAUAGGUAAAAAUAUAUAAAAUACUUUAAAACAAUUACAGGUGUUUCCAAACAUUUUGAUUCAUCAAUCCUGCUUAAGUCCUGAAACAGCCAGUUCAUUUUACACUCUCAUAUUUGAGGAGGCCCUUUUCAGCCACACCUUAAAUGUGUGGGAAAUUCACCAAGUAGGGGGAAAUUCAGGUUGAAGUUGAGUAGAAAAAGUGCAGUAAAUAAAGGAGAAAGCUAUUUCAUGGGUCUUUCACAAAGAAAUGAGUCAUUAAGCAGUAAUACCUGUGCUGCCCAUAUCAAUGAAUAUAAUGUCUAGCAAGUCAGUCAUAAAACCCAGUUUUCUUUAAACCCAGCCCAGGAAAAUGCACAGUAGCUAUAAGUGACUGAUAGAUUAACACAUUUCCUCCCAGACUCUCACAUUAUGUCCCAGUUAAGCAGAACUGACAGCUGCUGGAAAGAGGGCAAUUAAGCUAUCUUAUUGUCAGAGUGACAUGGCACAAUGGCUGUCUGUCAUUAGGAGAGCAAGGGAGAGAGAGGAGCUGCAGAACCCAGUCCUAUUUUUAGGCCUGAAUCAGGACAGCAUUUAAGCAUAUGCUGCAGUCGUUGCUGUGCAGUUCAGCAGUGUUUGAAGUUCAGCAAGUGCAAAGGGAAUGAGAACACUUGGUUUUGUUCCUUUGUGUUGAAGGGAACAGCUCAGCUCACUUGUCACUCAGGACAUCGCUUGACAGUGAUUUGUCUGUUCAAGGCAGGGGGUCCCAGCUCCCCAGGGUGAGGCACUGGAGAGGAGGGUGCUCAAUCUUCCCUUCCAGAGGAAGAAAGUUGUGACAUCCCUCUGGUAAUUCCCUUUGAAGCCCUGGCACAGGGUGCCCAGAGCAGCUGUGGCUGCCCCUGGAUCCCUGGAAGUGUCCAAGGCCAGGUUGGAAAGGGCUUGGAGCAGCCUGGGACAGUGGGAGAUGUCCCUGCCUGUGGCUGGGAGGUGGAUUGAGAUAAACUCUAAGAUCCCUUCCCACUCAAACCAGUCUGUGAUUCUAUAACUGCUGUUGUGGUGGAGGAGUUUUGGGAGGGGAAGGUAUUUAUAGAUGUUAUUGUGGUGGUCUUUCAGUGUUGUAGUUAUUUCCAUCACCAGCCAUUCUGGAUACUUCCCUGUUUUGUUUUUCAGCUAUUAUUUGCUCCAUACAGACUUCACUAACUUCCUUUGUCUCCAUUUCCUCCUGUCUUUUUGUGGCUGAGGAUACUCUCAAAAUCCAUGGAAGAUUUUCCUUUUCUUCUCCUCUUACCCUGUAAGCAACAAACUCCUGGUGGAGGCUGGGGCCUCUGUUUAAACAGUUAAAACAGACUGUCGGUUGUUUUUAGUGAAGAAUCUGGAUACUUUAAAACCAGCUGGAAACAAGCUCUUCAGCUCACCUGUGCUGGCACAGAUCUCUGGGUUUAGGAAGGAAGUUUGGCACAGGCAAAACAAUAAUGUAUAAAUCCAGUGAAAGAGAGCACGCAGCCCCAUUCCAGAUGAAGAGAAACACCCCUGUAGGUAGUAGCUUUCAAAUAUUCCAUGUGGAAACAAAAUCCUUGUGGCCAGCAGCGUGUCAGUAGCUGAUUACAAAUUUGGUUUGAGAUCAUAGUUUGGCUGUGGGUAAAUUAGAUGAAUAAGUGAAUGUGUCACUGGGCUGGCAAAAGCUGAUUUAUUUUAAGCACAGUGUAUCCGGAAUUGGAAAUUAUGAAGAUGCUGAAUAAAACACAGGUGGCUAAUAGUCAAUUGAGGAUGGGGAGUACAAGUUAGGUCUGGAAUUCUAAGGGGUUUGGGGUUUUUUUUCUUUCAAAAAAUUGCUUUAUUCAGGUGCCUGUUAAUAAGAUAAAAGUAGAUUCCCAAAUGUGUUGAACAAUAGAAGAUAUUAACAAGUGUAGCUAAAACUUCAUCUUUCUGCUUGCAAUCUUAAAGACAGUUUCACCUGCUUUCUAGGUUCCUAGUAUUUCCUUUAAGCUGCUUGUGAAGUGACUAUUAAUAAUUCCAUCCAUUGUGUAAAGUGGCAUGUAAAUCCUUUUAAGUGUUGUUAGGUUUUGAAGAAAGGGAGCAUGUUGCUCAGCCAAACUUAUCAGAAAGGAGGGAAAAGUAAAUGUUAACCUGGGUAACAAAAGCUUGACAAAGACCUAUGGAGGCAGCUUGUGGUAAAUCUCAGCAGGUGGUGUCAACAUUUCUGUUGAAAAGCCAGAUGCAGCCAGAUGGAAAAUUGCAUCUUUAACCCCUGAGGUCAUAAUGACAUGUCAUCACUUCAUUUGAUCCCCCUGCUAAGUGAGCUUAUCAUCCACCCU
Molecule: messenger RNA, 4268 nt
Organism: Prinia subflava (tawny-flanked prinia)
Lineage: Eukaryota; Metazoa; Chordata; Aves; Passeriformes; Cisticolidae
Gene: SHQ1
Product: SHQ1, H/ACA ribonucleoprotein assembly factor
Exons: 12
Coding region: 427-1611 (394 amino acids)
Biological process (GO): box H/ACA snoRNP assembly
Cellular component (GO): nucleoplasm; cytoplasm
Source: RefSeq, a predicted model, not a curated record